Molecule: messenger RNA, 5496 nt
Organism: Pocillopora verrucosa
Lineage: Eukaryota; Metazoa; Cnidaria; Anthozoa; Scleractinia; Pocilloporidae
Source: RefSeq, a predicted model, not a curated record
AUGACGUACCUUUGCAUCUCUUUGUCACCAUCAAAUGAUACUUUGGCUGUGGCUAAAAAUGACAAAGCUGUUUUCCUGGCCAGCAGAUGGAAUAAGCCAUCAGAUAGCCAGCCAAGUACAAAAUAUGAAAUCGUGUGGAGUGGUAGUCUUGCUACAGAGGAAGGGGAAUGUAUUACAGAUAUAUUGUGCAUACCAUUGGCUUCUCAACACAAAAGUUCUCAAGGAUCACCAGACUGGACUUGCAUUGUGGCUGGAUUUACAUCAGGAUACAUGAGGAUCUAUUUACAGAAUGGAUCCCUUUUGCUGUCACAGUUUCUUCAUGAUAACCCAGUGUUAAGGCUUAAAUGCAGAACUUGGCAAUCAUAUAAAAAUCAUGGCACUGCUGAGCAGGUUGAAGAACUUGCCAUCCUGUACCCAACUGCAAUGGUUAUUAUUGAUGGUUUUAGUCUGUAUCAGUCACUGAGAGCUUGCAGAAACCAACUGGCAAGAGCUCAAGCCAGUGGCCUAUCUGAACUCAUUGGUCCCCCUCCUCUUGCUUACAAAAAAUGGAGAUUUGAUGGUCAAGGGCACAUCACAGAUAUUGCUAGUUGUGGUGUUGUACCCCCUAAUAUGUUUGAUCAGUUGCAAACAGCCUCAUUCAUUGGAGGUUUCCAUGCAAGCAUCAGAGGUACCAUGCCAGCCAUGUCUCACUACAUCAGCACAGGGAAGGAGCCGUUUGUGGCAGUCUACACUUCUCUGGAGGGUAGUUCACCUCCUCUUAUUUCUGAUGUUGCACUGGCAGUAGCUAGCAAAUUAACAACAGCAGUACUGUCAAAGCUCUCAGCAGCAAGUGGUUGGCUUGGAUGGGGUACCAACCCUGCCCGUCAGUCAACUGAAACAACAAAACCUGCAAAGCCCAAGGUGGAGAAAGGAACUUCGUUACCAGCAAGAUUUGGGUUGCCUGAUACACAUCGUCAUGGAACAAGCAUCACACUAGCUCCUAAUGGGCGUUUGGCUGUCACAACUGAUGAUUUUGGUCGAGUUAUGUUACUGGAUGUUAAAAAGGCCAUUGUGAUUAGAAUAUGGAAAGGUUACCGUGAUGCUGAAUGUGGCUGGGUAAUGGUUAGUGAGGAGGAUCAUCAAGAGGAGGAACCACCCAAGAGCUCAUUGAGAACAGCUCUGUUUCUUGUUAUUUAUGCCACAAAGAGAGGAAUCCUCGAGAUCUGGAGAACUGAACAGGGGCCACGUGUGGCUGCCUUUAAUGUUGGAAAGGAUUGUAGGCUCUUGUAUGCUGGACAUGGAAUCAUGGGAUUAGGUCAUGUGAUCAAGCAGGGGCAGGCUCUCCCACAGCACACACUGAAUUGUACUCUAAUCCAAGGGGAUGGUACAUUGAAAACUUUCACUGUACCAUUUCACUGUGCCCUGAGUGACAAGCACAGUAAGAGAGUCAGAGAUCUACACCUUUUAAAAAAACUGUCAGCUCUUUUGGAUUCAAUCAAAUCUGGCCAAGAGUCCAAGGCAGAGAACAUAAACAAACUGGAAAAGGAUUUGUUAAAUAUUCUCAGUGAAAUACAAACUCCACAACUGCAUCAGCAGGGUCUUCAGUGUGUUUUGUCCACUGUGGGAAUUCCUUCCUCUGUCCUUCUCAAAGCUGUGACAGCUGUCAAGGACACAGUUCAAAAGCAAAAUCACACCUCUGAUGAUCAUGAAGAAGAAAAAGAAGACACCAAGUCACUCGUGGACUUUUGUGAUGUUCAGAGGCAACUAAUAGAAACACAUGAUUCAAUCCAAAAGCUUGACAAAGAAGAAGAAUCAGGCUCUGAGGAGAAACCCUGGAAAGGAAAGAGUAAAGAACUAUCUAUAGCAAAUCUCCUUGGAGUGACAAAAUCUGAAGCAUCAGAGCUACUGUCUGUGGCUCUCAGAGGAAGCAAGACAACCACACCCAAGGUUACAGCCCACUCUGUUCCUCAGCUGUCUGUGUCAUCUUUCCUUGGUUGUUUUGAGUACACUUCAGCUCACCAACAAGGCCAAGAAACAAAUGCUAAAAACCAAGAGAACAUAGCUGGGUCAUCUAGAGUUGUAUUACCUAAUACUGUUGGUGUUAGGAAAGGCUUGUCCACUGAUAUUACAAUUCAACUAGCAAGCUUUCUUUUCAAGAACUGCCUUUUAGGGGAUUGUUCGUCAAGCAGAUUAGCAAUUCCUUUUGAGUCAUCUGGCAUUAAACCUCACCACCUAAUGAACCUGUUGGUGUCUGGGUGGCUGUUAGACCCGGAUCAGCGCUAUGACAAAGAAGAAUCCAUGUUUCACCUUCACUCACUGGUUUCAACAAUGAGUUCUUUAUCAGGAGGCUUACCGAGCGAGAUGUCUUCAUCGCAGUUACAUGACAACGAUAUUUCACCUUGGUGGGACAAUGUACGUCAAACUCUGGCCCAGUCUACCUCGACAAGCAGGGCACUUUUUCUUGCUGCAGUUUGCCGAUCUGUGGCCUUGGAAAUCAGUACAGCAUCAAAGAAAGUUGAGGACGAAGGGGACGCGGCUGACAGGGAGGAACUGGCCGCUGGAGACUGGAUUUCAGUGUCAGUUGAGAUGGAACGCUGGAACUUACUUAUCUGUCAGCUGACCGAUUUGCAAGCUCUGGCAGGCUUCAUCAAACGAUUGACGGUUAACAGUCAGAAAAGCAAGCAAGCUGUUGAUAACAGUGGGUCGCCUAAUCUUUCAGUGGUCGAGUUCUUGAGUAGCGGCCCUGACGCAGCUUCGAAAAUAAUAUCGAAGUACAUCGUACAAUGUGACAUCCCUGCAAAUCAUCUGGGAACUCCCCAUGUACCAAGGAAGACGGAGACUGAAAAUCUGAGCGAGACUGGAGACGAUGACCUGCCUGACGUAGACCCUGAAACUGUAAUCCAAGUCGAACUCGAAGGUCUUAGUGAGUUGCGUCUGAGGUUUCCGCAUGGUCUAGAGCAAGAUGUACUGUGGGCUCAUUGUGUUAUGGAGUGUGUCACUUACUGGCACAGCAACAAAGAGGAAACCAACAAGUUAUUCUUAGCUCUGGAGCAUUUGAAAUGUAUUCACGUUCCUGCGUUGCAACAUGGCUUGGCAGUCACGACAUGGAAGAGAUUCUUCAAAGAUAAGAUAUCCGCCACCGUUAUCCUAAUGCAGAAGGUUGGAAAAGCACCCAAAGAUCGACUGUGUCGAAAGACAGUGGAUUUAAGUUUUGGUGCGUUGGUGCAGUUCCUUAAGGCCACUUUACUUCUCCUGGAUGUAAUAGCUGAGGUGGAUUGGAUGGAAUCUCAACUAAUAACUUUGGAAACAGAAGAUUUCUGGCACACUGGUGAAACGGGUACAGAGUCCCUUAUUGAAGAGGCACAGGAGAAGCCAAAGAGUGAGGGACCACUGGUCCAGCUCCAUGCCAAGCUGGUCACUGUUUUGUGGAUUGUAAUGGGACUGGACAUGAAGAGCGUUAAACCGCUGACCCUCUUCGAUACAAAGAGCAAGGACUCUUUUAUGAGGGAUCUCAGCUCUAAUCGUCCUCUAUCGUCUAAUGAUGUCGACAAAGCCAUCGUUGAGACAAGAGAAAAGUUCUUCACUCGAGCCCUGUCCUUCACGGUGAGCGCUAUGUUGGCCCAGUCUCCCAACCCGGUUCUCAGGCGAGAGAAUAGUGAUACUGACAACAAGGGAACGGUACCCGAAACAGCUACCUGUGAUUGGCCGGCCGUGAUCUACAAGCUUGUAGAGCAGUUUGGGAUGGACAGUGAUCCAUUUAAGCGACAUUAUGUGCGGGAAUUGUACUCCGCUGGUUUUGACGAGAUUGCAAAACAGACCAUGUUCUCAGUUCACGACCAGCGGGCCUUGGCCUCUCACCUUUUAAGAGUUGUGGGACAGCGACUAGCAUACAUGAUCUUAGAUGCGUCAGAGUCAGCUGAACGCGCUAAUCGAUUGUCUCGUCUACCAACUCAGAUAAGCAGCUGGAUCAGAUCACAAGAUCCUUCAAGGUUAUCCCGUCGUAUGGUUCCCCUGUCACACACUGUGGACCUUCUGCGUGUGGUGCUCAGUCUCACACCGGAAAAUUCCCCCGACUACUCACUCACUUCCGGUCUAACCGAAACGAUCAAAUUCCUCCUUUAACCCUUAAUAUAUACCUUAACAUCAGUAUGCAUAUUCUCCAUACUGUUCUCUUUACAUUUCCCAAGGUGCUGGCAAGGAGAAUUUGUUUAACAAUCAAGAGGUACUUUUUUGGUGAUCAUUUCCUCUAGUAAUGCAGUUAGGAGAAUUAACAAGUCAGUCACUCCUAGGGGUCAAGGGUUAAAAGAGUAAAAAGGGUCUCAAUGGUUACUUCACUGACCAGUGAGCGGUCAAACGUGCCCUGUGAGCUGUCAUUCAAAAUUAACCUCAAGAAAAACGAAUAACGAUUUAUUUUUACUCCACUGACUUAAGAUUUGUUCCUAAGGCCAGGAAAGCUAAUUUAUGGACGCGAAAGAUCAACGGCCUUGAUUAGGCUCGAUUACCAGCCGCUCUUGGGGGAUAUGAGCCUGCGCCCUUUUCCCGAACCCAUAGUCUCCUCGGGGAGGAGCGAAGACUGGGCACGAGAGAGAGCAGCGAAAAUCGAGCCUACGGCCCCCCGUGGAUCCAUCAUACAUUUUAUUCAGUUGCAAGAUGAUCCUCCUCAAGAGUGACAAAUGAGUUCAAAUUUCUCGAUUUUCUGAUAAGUAGUUUUAAAAAUUAUGAAAUUCCUAUACAUCUAGUUCAUAACUUAGUGGCCGACGAACUUAGGUAGACAACCAAUUUUAAAAAGCAUAGUUUAUUAGAAAAUAAUUAUUUCAGCGAAGUAGGAGAAAAUUAUGAGAAAAUGCCUGAAGAUGCAAAAUGCACACGCAAAAGAAUUAUAGAAGUGUGCGAGCGUAAAAGCGGUUAGGAAGGGUUUCUGCCGAAAGAAAAUGAAUUCAAUUUAGAACAAAAUGAAAUUGAAAGGCAGCUCGGAAUAGUGCAUAGUGAAAAUGAAAGAAGACGAACUUCCGUCUUUUGAAUUAUCUUGAAUUAUAGCGCUUUUAUAUUUAUAUUUGCGCAAUCAGACUUUGGCCUUUGGAUGGAGAUCUAUUUUGCGUAGAGGCCAGCUGUCUUACAGGUGAUAAGCCUUUAGGGCCGGGAAAGAAGUUCAACUCUACUUUUUCUAUUUAAGUAGUAAAUUUAAAGAACUUAGGCUAAAGACUGCCCUGAGACACUUUAAUAUCAUUGGGUAGGCCAGUCAGUUGUAGCGCCUCUGGGUGCAAUUACAGUUGUAGUCCCCAGGCCCCUCAGGCACUUGGCCUCCAUUUGCGACGUGGGCGUUAAUAUCACUCAGGGUGAGACGUUUUCUAGAAGCCUUCCAAUAUCCAUAGUUUAACUAGUAAAUUUACAUGUAAGUGGAAGAAAGUGCCAAGUGUAGGUUAUAGUAAAAUGUUUAUGGUCAUAAGUCUCUUUGAAGGUUGAAGUUUAUUAAACAAUGUUUCUGUUAGAUUUUAGAGAAAUAUUUGUUAGAUAUAG